GCGCCAGCGCUAGCGAUAACUGCGUACUCGCGCAGCUAACGGCACAACCGAUCAUAGUAUAAGAGAUAGGCCAUUCGAUUCAAUUGAAUCAGUAGAAAACAGUUCGUCUUGAAGACACCAAGCAAUUGACUCGCCUUUAGUUGAAACCAUAUUCUGAAUGUGCUUUACACAAAAUCACUCGUUACACUCAAAAUUUACUCAAAUUUUCAAACAAAACAUAAUUAACUGACCAAAAUAGAAUCUAAAAUGAAUUUUGGAAGUUCGACAAACGUUUUUUCGAUGUGUGUAAUGAAAAAAUGGUUGAUAGUUCUGGUGCUGUUGUUAUUUAUUGAUCCGAUUCCAUCGAUGUGGGCGCAGCCGGUGAAAGUGAAUGGCAGUGAAGACGGUGGAUUUGGAAUGCGAAAGUCGUGCGGUCGAGAAUUGGUAGCCAGAGUUGAUCGGAUAUGCCAAAGUCGAGGUGGUCAUAUGACAUACACUCGAGCUCGUAGGGUUCGCCGUGGCAUUGUCAACGAAUGUUGCAUGAAUAAAUGUGCCGACCAUCACAUCUACGCAUAUUGUUCGAAUGACAAACCGGAACGAAAACCAAGUGAUUCAGAUUCAUUGCUCAAAACACCAGUUGUGCCAAGAGAAUUCAUUCGUUUCAUUAGCUUCCAACCAAAUGCAGAAACCGUUACCAAUGCACCCGCUGGAACGGUCACCACCGAAGAUCCACGAUACCAUGACGUUUUUCUCAACGGAAACAUCGAUACGAAAACAUUGGAUGAAUUCCUAAGAACACUGUCACGCAACUCAAAUGACUAUGAAGUUAGAACUGUGCCACCCGAAUUCCAAAUGAACAACCGAUACAUUCCAUCGCGAGCUCGCAUCAUUUCAAAUUAUUAAACUGUCGAUCAUUUUAUUUGCUUCUUGCUUAAUUGCUGCCACCAUUCUUCUGCGUGAUUCAAUCGAACACAAUCAUCAUCGUUUUAAGGCUGUGCCGAACACAAUCAUCAUCGUUCAAAAAAAAUCAAAGAAUUGUGAUAUAAUAAUUAAGGUGAAAUAUUUUUUAUAUAAAACAUUUAUGUGACACAAAUUGAUUUAAAGAAAAAUUUCGUGAUAUUUAUUAAUAAGAAAUUUGAAGGAAAAAAAAUGAAGAAAAAAGUCACAUAAAUGAUGGACCAAUAUUGCCACGAAGAUCAAAAAAGUAAUAAUCUAGUCGCUCGCUCGUCCUGCGAAACAUUUCUCACAUUAAUUUUAUGUUUUCAUAUUUGCCAAAAGACAAUUCGGUAAAUAUUUCGAAAUGUCGAAGUAACAAAAAUCUCAACACUCGCCAAUUGCGCCUAUUUUAUUACAUAUUUAAUUGAUCACACGCUCACAUCUCAUAAUAAAUCGUCGAAUGUAUAGAUAUUAAGGCUCGAAAUCGUACUAAUUUAUGACAUUUUUUUAAGUAUGCUUGCAACAAAUGCUAAGAAAUAAAUAUAAAAAAC
Messenger RNA from Sitodiplosis mosellana (orange wheat blossom midge), 1466 nucleotides. RefSeq lists its product as uncharacterized. Gene Ontology annotation, molecular function: hormone activity. The record is from RefSeq and is a predicted model, not a curated record. Gene Ontology annotation, cellular component: extracellular region. NCBI's taxonomy places the organism in Eukaryota, Metazoa, Arthropoda, Insecta, Diptera, Cecidomyiidae. The coding region runs from base 247 to 882 and encodes 211 amino acids. The transcript has 2 exons.